Hevea brasiliensis (rubber tree) is the source of this 1422-nucleotide messenger RNA. RefSeq lists its product as uncharacterized. The record is from RefSeq and is a predicted model, not a curated record. Gene Ontology annotation, molecular function: methyltransferase activity; RNA binding. NCBI's taxonomy places the organism in Eukaryota, Viridiplantae, Streptophyta, Magnoliopsida, Malpighiales, Euphorbiaceae. Gene Ontology annotation, biological process: methylation. The transcript has 9 exons. The coding region runs from base 178 to 1113 and encodes 311 amino acids.
ACAUUGAUAGUCCUUGGAGAAUCAAGCCGGCUGCCUUGUUGCGGCUUUGCAGGGUUGCGGGAAGGAGAGGGUUUUAGCCUUUGGGAGUUUGGGUUGGCAAUUUGUGGUUUUCUGAAAUCUGAAUAUUAGCUGCUGAGCUAAGCUAUACAAAGGGAUUAAGAAAAAGAAGGCCUACAAAUGGCGCUGCAAUUUCUGAAGCUUCCCAUAAUCUCUCGUUAUUUUAGUAAUGGCAACGCCACUAGUUCCAGCUUCUUUUUCUUAUCCAGAUCCUACCCUUAUAAUCUUAAUGUUAAAUGGGUAAAACUGGAAAUGCAUCGUUCUUUCAGAAGCUUUGCUGUUGCAAAAGCAGGAAAGAUUCAAAUACCUAAAAAGAAAAGGAGACUGGACGAAAUAUGUCUUGAAAGGUUCCAGCAGUACAGCCGAACAUUUAUUCAGUCAUGGAUUUUACAAGGCAAAGUGUUUGUAGAUGGGAAGAUGGUGAGCAAAGCUGGCACACCUAUCUCCAACAAAGCUGUUGUAGAGAUUAUUGCUGAAAUUCCAAAAUACGUAUGUAGAGCAGGAUAUAAGCUAGAAGCUGCCAUUGAACAGUUGGGUGUUGAUGUAGCUGGCAAAGUGGCCCUUGAUUCAGGGCUGUCAACUGGGGGAUUUACUGACUGCUUGCUUCAGCAUGGUGCAUCAUUUGUUUAUGGAGUUGAUGUAGGUUAUGGACAGGUGGCAGACAAAAUUCGCAGAGAUGACCGUGUUUGUGUGGUAGAAAGAACAAACUUAAGAUACCUCUCUGGACUCCCCCAAAAAGUUGAUUUGGUGACUCUUGAUCUCUCAUUCAUCUCUAUUCUCCUGGUCAUGCCUGCUUUAGUCAAUGUUAUGAAAGAAGAUGCAACAUUAAUUACCUUGGUUAAACCUCAAUUUGAAGCUCGCAGAUCACAAGUAGGAAGUGGUGGAAUAGUAAGAGAUCCCCAAGUCCAUCAAGAGGUUCUUGAGAAGAUUGUAAAGGGUGUGGAGAACUUUGGAUUCUGCAGCAAAGGGUGGAUUGAGUCUCCUUUAAAGGGUGCUGAAGGUAACACAGAAUUUCUGGUUUACUUUAGUCGAAUAAGUGAGAAAAGUACAGAAUAAUGUAUUCAUAUGAAAGAGGGGACUGCAUCAGCCUGGAUGCAAAAUCUUCUCAGAGGCUGGCACUGGAUGGGUUAAUUUUCAACCUGCAGCUUGGCAUGCAUCUGUAAAGAAGAAAGUUCUAUUGCCCCCAAUGUUUGUAAAUUUCUAUCAACCGUAAUUUGCUGUAGAGUUAAAAACUCAAGAAAUGAAAGACGAGCAAUAUUAGCCCACUUCUCUGGUGGUUCAAGGCAAUUGUCUCUUGUUAAACAGCUUACUUACCUUUGCACGCAAAUGGUGUCCCAAUGAAUGCUGGUUAAUGAGUUUGAUAAA